Messenger RNA from Microdochium trichocladiopsis, 2260 nucleotides. RefSeq lists its product as uncharacterized. Bases 207 to 2042 code for a protein of 611 amino acids. The transcript has a single exon. The record is from RefSeq and is a predicted model, not a curated record. NCBI's taxonomy places the organism in Eukaryota, Fungi, Ascomycota, Sordariomycetes, Xylariales, Microdochiaceae.
CUUUGCAGCAAGUGCUCACUCGGCAGCUUCCAGUCAGCACCUUAAGUUGAUACUUGUGCACGGCCAGGCAGGCUCGUACAUAAGUCAGGCUGGACGCCUCUUCCUCUGGCAGGUGAAACUGGCCGAAUACUCUGUCGAUCCGCUGGUUUGCAGCCUCGUGACAACCCAGCAACAUGUGAGCUGUCCCGCUUGACAUCGGAACUUCAAUGUCAACUCAGAUCGUGGCUUCGGGCGCUUCCGUGGUCAUGGCCAGAGCCUCCCUCACCCCAGCCGAUAAGGCUGUGUUGGCGAUGACCAGCAUCGAGUAUCUUGCGUUGGCGAACCCCGACGAUGCAGAUGGUGCGCUCUCGGCCAUUUGCUCACCCGUCUCAACCACAUCCACCUUCUCCUCAAUCUGGUCCUCGCACUCCAGGAGGCCGUCAUCCUCAUCCGAUACGUCACAGGACACGCACAAUGACGCCAGCAGCGACGAGGCCAGCGCCGGGGAGGCUGCCGUGAAGCAUGUUCUCGAGGCAGACCAGGCCGCUCAGCCAGCUGCAUACGACUACGUGCCGGUAGUGCCCGAGGCCCUCGCUGUAGGGGCAUGCAUUGUACGCUGCGACCCGGACACGUCGAGGCCGGCUGUCCUCUUGGUCAGGCCAAAGGAAACCGGGACAUGGACAAGUAGCGUUGCUGGUGGCAAGGCCACCUCAUACCAUCAACAUUCCACCCCAGGGCUUUGGCUCCUGCCACAAAGCACCACGUCGACAGAAGACUUUUCCAUCUCGGCAGCUCUCGAGCGCACAGUCCGACAACAGACGGGAUUGGCCGUGACCAGAGUCGUUGCCACCCUGCAUGACACGCGACAUCAUCUCCAUCGCCUGCAGGAUAUCCAGGCGCUUUCUCUACAGACCCAUGACCACAAGACCCAGCCCGACAGCCACGAAGAAUCGAGGGAUGGUGAUGUUGUUGGUGAUGAUGAGCAGGCCGGCGGCACCAGCGGCCUCGGUAUCAGCACGCUCGAUGAGUUGGUGCGCAUGAUCGACCUCAGCUGUGCUGGCGCAGCCGCCUCCUUGGCUGCAGCGGACGCUGCGCGGAGGAUCCGCAACGUUUCGCCGUCAACCAUUGCUGACAGCUGCCCCGUCUGCGACCUCAUGCCGCCGGGGCCGGUGACUUCAUCCUCGUCAAGGAGACAGGUUAGACGAGUCCGCGUACCCCAGAGGCAGAAGAGCCACUUCGGUCCCACCGACAAUGACAUGUCCGACGCCUGCUCAACAACCAGUGUUGGUGAGGGUGGUGAGAGUAGUGGUGGUGGUGGUGGCUACUCGUCCAACUCGGACGAGUCCACAUGCCGCCUUCUCCACAACGAAGUACACCCAGAAACCAAGAGGCGGUUCAUCAGACAGCGUGACGAUGCAGGAAGCAACACAGAUGACCACGGGACAAAAGAACUGGGACCACUGAGGAAUGCCAGAGCGGUCGCAAGACCCGCCAGCGGCAACUACAUGGCCCUUCCGCAGGAGGACGCCUCCAACGGACUCGACGUCGACGAUGAUGACGGUAGUAGUGGCGCCGGUAGCGGCAGUGGCAGCGGCAGCAGGAACUCAGCCACACGGCUCGACAGCGACAGCGACAGCGCCAGCGACGACGUCAAGGACAUCUCUGUCGAGCACGCCAGGACAUUCCGCGAGUGCCUGCAGCUCAACUACAUUGUCCUCGUCGCGGAUAAUGCCGACAACGCAGCUACCGCUGCCGCGGCGGCGGCAGUGGAGGACACCAAUAAGAAUCAUGAUGAUGUGGCCGAGGUGGCCCUUGUGACGGAGCGGGACCUCGACGAGCGCCGCAUGUCCCCCCAGACCCGGGACCUGGUGAGGCAAGGGCUCAUAUGGGCAAGAGAGCACUUUGCCCACCCGGCGCCUGGCAAGCCCAGUCGUCAACUGAUGCAGUCAAAGCGCGAUGAGGACGCGAAGGACAGCAGGGAUGGACGUGAAGGUUCGGCCAUGCCAGCCCCUUUGCGCGCUUUGAGAAAGCAUUCAAUAACGAAGCGCAUUGCCAAGUCCUGAGAAGAGGGCUUCUGGGGUGCAGAGAAGCGCUGACAAAUGCUUUCGGUUGCGUUUCGCAGCCAUCAAAAAUUUCUGGUCAUGAUAUUAUGUCAAAUAGUAGUACCCGGCAACAAAUGUGUGUGACAAGUCGAAGUAGCCACAGACACCGCUCGUUUGAGUAGCAAAGUUCCAAGCUCGUGAAGAUAUCAACCCACAACACCUUCCCUCCUGAAUAAAUG